UCAUGGCAGUGAUUUAUAUAACAAGAGAAAAAUUAAUUCGCAUCGUAAAGGUUUUCAACCAAGUAUUAAGUUGAAGUGAACAUGACACCAACCGCAAACUAAUAAGACAAACAGUUCCUUGUUGUAUCCAGCAAAAUCACUACCAUGCUGAUCGAAUACCUCAUAAUCUUGACUUUUACAUUCAGUACAGCUUCAGGUUCUGGUCUGCAUGGACCUUGUGAGGGGAACGAGCAGUGCGGCACCCUUGAUACUUACUGCAAGAAUGGUAUUUGCGUGUGUAAAGAUGAUUUCGUCGUAUUUUAUGACCACUGUGUCCAACUUGCCACUCCCCACAUCCAGUGCAUGCAUAAAUCAAACUGCAUCGCGAUUCUGGGACAAAAAGGUUUCUGCAAGAGUCACAAAUGUGUCUGUAAAUCAUUCCAUCAUUUUUAUAACAAUCAGUGCAUCAAGAGCAAAGGUUUGGAUGAACAGUGCGACAACGACCACCAGUGUUACUGUGGGCAAGACUGCAACGAUAAAAUCGAAUGUGCAAAGGGCAUAUGCGCCUGCAAAUACGGGUUUAAAGUGUAUAGGCGAAGAUGUAUACCAGAUGGUAAUGUUACUAACGUAAUAUCUUCACUGCCUUCAUUACCUUCUAGUAUAUGUAACUUGAAACCAGAUUCUACUUCUAGACUGUUACCAAUGAUAUUUUUUAUAAUAAAGUUCUGGCAUUUGUAAAA
Messenger RNA from Zophobas morio, 719 nucleotides. RefSeq names its product tenascin-like. The record is from RefSeq and is a predicted model, not a curated record. The transcript has 5 exons. The coding region runs from base 145 to 717 and encodes 190 amino acids. Lineage: Eukaryota; Metazoa; Arthropoda; Insecta; Coleoptera; Tenebrionidae.